Molecule: messenger RNA, 1647 nt
Organism: Aethina tumida (small hive beetle)
Lineage: Eukaryota; Metazoa; Arthropoda; Insecta; Coleoptera; Nitidulidae
Exons: 1
Coding region: 1-1647 (548 amino acids)
Source: RefSeq, a predicted model, not a curated record
AUGGGAAGCAAAUGUAGUUGCUUAGACAACUUAAUAAAAAAAUACAUCAGUCUUAACAAGCUCACAGAUUCCAUAGUUUUGACAAACUCUAUUCUUAAUCUGACGCUGCCGGUUGUCGUCCAAAGUCCACCGUACGAUCUGGCGUUUAAAUAUAGACGUGUAGACGUUUACGUCUUAGAACUGGAUGCUGAAGAUCUUGAGUUUUGGCUAAGGAACGAUCGCCAACACUUCAAUCCUAGAGCUUUGUUUGUCCUACUUAUGGACAACUUCAGUAACACUUUAUUGCCUUUGUUCGUUAAGCAUCACGUUUACAAGGUGUUGUUGAUUUUCAACUUGCAAAUCUUCGGUUUUAAUCCCUACGUUUUCGAGAAUGUGUACGAAGAAGAUUUAAGCUGGAGCAAAAUAGGGUCGUGCAACUCAGUUUCCUUCUUUGAUGUAAGUUUUGUAGGUCACCUUCCUAAAACAUGGCGCAACACCACGAUGAAAAUGCUGGUUAAAGAGGUAACUCCCUUCAGUUUUAUAUCUAAUAAUUUGAUAACUGGCUUCGAGUACGACAUAUAUAAAACGGUACAGCAAAGGCUAGGUUUCAAAAUAAAGACAACGAAACAAACGGACAAACUCUGGGGUGAGAGAUUGCCAAACGGCUCCUUUGAUGAGGGAUUGGGGAGGCUGCAGAGCCACCAACAUGAUGUGGUUAUCGGAGCUUACAGUAACAUGGAUGAUUAUUUUAUGGAUUUCGACAUGAGUUACGUUUACAUUUCGAAGAAAGUUACUUGGAUAGUUCCAACUGCAAAACUUCUAGGGUUUGAAGUCAGGAUAUAUCACAUCUUGUCUUGGCAAGUUUGGCUGGUUUUUAUCCUGGCAGCUGUUGCUUCCGUUCUUGUUUACAAGAUCAUGGGGUUGAACGUUUGUGCUAUGACUUUCUCUGUGUUUGCGUCGUUGGUCGGCUCCACAAUAAAAUUAAGAAAGACCACCCUGUCGUUUAGAGCUUUGAUGGGCGCUUGGUUGUAUUUUUGCCUUAUUAUUUCCACCAUGUUCAGGAACGAGAUGGUGUACAUGUUCAGUUCCGUCCAGUACGCUCACGAGAUAAACACGAAGGAGGAUCUCUUUGUUUCUGAAAUGGAUUUGGUGGUCAUACCGUACAUUGCGACAUACUGUGCCCAACACAACGAUCCGAGAUACAGACAGUUUAUCAAAAGGGCUGUCGUGAAUGAUAAUCCAAAUAUAAUGUGGGAUUUGGUGGCCUAUGAAGGUCACAUCAGUAACGUGUACAAGCUUGUGGCGGAAAGUAUUAUUGCCAGACGUUACCUGGACAACAACGGUAUGCCUUUGAUACAUAUUGUGGAGGAGAAGCUUUUCGAGACCUACACCAGUUUGGUGAUGGUCAAAGGUUAUCCGAUGUAUGAACAGAUCAACCGAUUGAUUCUUCUCUUGAUGGACAAUGGGUUUAUUUGGGAAAGGAUCAAGUUUUAUACCGAUUAUGCGAAUAAGUUGAGGUCGAAGGCGAAGGUUCUCAAGAAACACACUCUGGGUUAUGAGCAGUUAAAGUUUGUAUUCGGGUUGUGGGUUGAAAGUCUUUUCAUCAGUAUUUUGGUAUUUAUCUGUGAAAUAUUUUAUUAUAAAUGGAGCACUAGAAUUUCUUUGUAA